Carassius gibelio (silver crucian carp) is the source of this 2847-nucleotide messenger RNA. RefSeq names its product metaxin-3. Gene Ontology annotation, biological process: mitochondrion organization. Gene Ontology annotation, cellular component: SAM complex. The coding region runs from base 1154 to 2038 and encodes 294 amino acids. The record is from RefSeq and is a predicted model, not a curated record. NCBI's taxonomy places the organism in Eukaryota, Metazoa, Chordata, Actinopteri, Cypriniformes, Cyprinidae. The transcript is spliced from 7 exons.
UGUCUGUGAUUAUUGCAUCAGAGGAAUUUUGAUGAAACCAGGUUUAUUUUGACUUAUUAUGAACUUAUAACAUGACUUUAACAAAUCAAUUCAUACAUAAACAUUAAAAAGUGAUUUUCUAAAAUGUGAUUAGGUACAGUUUAUCUAUAAUUUAUUAUUACAAAUAUUUAAUCCUAGAAUUUUCAAAUCUAAUUUUUCCAGCACCCCAACAUUUUGAUUUAAAUAUAUUUAUUGGGAAUAUACAGUGGGUAUAGAAAAGAAUCACCCCUUUUAAAAUAAUCACAUUUUUGUUGCUUUGCAGGCUGAAAUGAAGCUGUAUAUGUAAUUAUAACAUCCAAGUGAAAGAUAUAACACCAACAUGUCAGAAAAAAAUAAAACCCAGAAUUAUGUUGGGAAAAGGAUCACCCUAUUGUGUCAGCGGUUUCUUGAACCACCUUUUGUUUUAAUUCGAGCCUUUAGUCUGUUGGGAUACAUCUCUACUAACUUUGAGCAUGUAUGCUUUGUAAUAUUUGCCCAGUCCUCUUUGCAGAACUGCUCAAGUUCAGUUCAAUUUGAUGGUGAGUGUUUGUGGACUGCAGUCUUCAGGUCACUCCACAGAUCUUCAGUGAGGUUUAAGUCUCUGACUAGCCAUGCAAGGACAUUGACCUUUUUCUCCUUUAAACACUGUCUGGCCAGUUUUGUUGUCUGCUUUAUGUCAUUGUAAUGGUGGAAGGUAAACCUUCUCUCUAUUGACAACUUUCUGGUAGAGGGCAGCAGAUUUCCCUCAGGAAUUUGAUGGUAUUUUGCCUCAUCCAUACUUCCUUCUAUCCUGACAAGUGCUCCAGUCCCUGCUGCAGAGAAACACCCCCAGAACAGGAUAUAACCACAUCCAUACUUUACUGGAGGAAUGCUGUUAUUUGGAUGAUGAGCUGUAUUGAAUUUCUGCCAGAUAUAUCAUUUGGUGUUGAGGCCAAAUAAUUCAAUUUUAGUCUCAUUUUAGGAGAGCUUCGAAAGGGUUGAAGGAUGUAGGGGCCAAACAACUGUUUCUUGAAGUGCCCUUCUACAUCAUCACCACGUGCCCACAUGGAUCCGCUGUUAUCAUGCAAAGAUUCUGCGCAAAGGAUCCUUUGAAGUGGCCAGUUUUGAGCACUUCAGUUUCGAACAACCCUUCAAUAUGGCGGCCCUUCGAUGGACGAUAUAUCCCAUUUGGAACGCACUGUUUAUCAUGAAUUCCUGCGACUGCUUCAGAGUUUCUGUAGGCCUCAUGGAAGCCUCUCUGAGCUGUUUCCUCCUGACCCUUUCAUCCAGUUUGGAGCGACGUCCUGAUCCAGGGAGGAGAUUCAAUGCCGACUAUGAGUUGACGGCUAAGCAAGGUGCAGAUACAAUGGCUUAUAUCGCCCUACUGGAGGAAAAGCUGCGUCCAGCACUGCUGCACACAUUCUGGGUGGACGCAGAGAACUAUGUUAACCUGACCCGACCCUGGUUUACGUCACAUUCCCCGUUCCCCCUCAACUUCUUUGUGCCGGGUCGACAGGCCAGCUUGGCUCUGUCCCGCAUCCUACUGACCAAAGCAGAGUCGCCAUUGCUGAACAUCACAGAAGUAGAGGGAAAGAUCUACAGUGAAGCCAAAGAGUGCCUGAAUUUGCUCUCCCACAGACUUGGGAGCUUCCACUUCUUUUUUGGAGACACGCCUACAAGCCUGGACGCCUUUGUUUUUGGCCAUAUCGCCCCUCUUAUCAAAGCCCCUCUUCCCAGCGGGCAGCUUCAGAAGCACCUGAACCAACUUGAGAACCUCUGCCAGUUCUGCAACACCAUCCUUAAAAACUACUUCACCGACGCCGCUGCUGAGAAGAGAAUGGACUGCUCUCUGACGGCUACCCAUGAUCCCGUCGAUGCAAACCUCCAGAAACUGACACAACUUGUUAACAAAGAGUCCAACCUUAUUGAAAAGAUGGAUGACAAUCUUCGUAGCAGUCCACAGCACAGACCGCACAGACAUGAGACCAAACCCUCGGCCCUGGCCAGCGAGAGGAACUCACCCCUUCUAUCGAAGCACUGACUUUUACAUAAUGUAUGCAUUUUUCCAAAUCAUAUUUAUUAUUUAACAUACUGAUGUGGUUAUAAUAAAUGAAUACUAGUUUUCCAUGAUGAAGUUGCUGAAAUGUUGGUUUGAUUGUUCGAUUUUAUAAACAACGUAAAGGGCUUGAUAAAUGGCAUUCUUCAUCUGUUGUUUUUAAGAAUCAUUGGCACAUAUGGGAACUAUGUGUAAAAGGGAAACGCUUUGUAGUAGCCUAAUAGCAACACUUAGCUGUCAAUUGAUGACUUAAGAUACAAGUUCUAUAGUUUAAAAGAGAAGUGUGUUCCAGUUGAGAUGCAUUGUCCUUGAUCUGUCUUCCUGGCGCUCAUUGACUUUCCACACAUUAUUGCAUAUGGAACUUUGAAUGCACAAGCUGGCUUUCCAAAUGCAAAAGGUUUUGUGUGUACUUCAUGAGUUUAUUUAUGUUUUAAUUCCUGGCCAAAAACAAUUACAGGGAUUAUUAUAAGAUUUAUGGUUUAUACACUAGAUAUUCAGCCUUUGUUCCAUGGUUUCAUCAUAGAAUUUAUUAUAAUAAUCAAAUUAGGAGUUUAAAAUUCUACAUAUAGAAGGUUCAUAACAGUUUUUAUUUAAGUGCACAUGGUAGAUUAACUAUCACGCAUAUUUACAGCAUACAUCUCUCUUAUUUGAUUUGAGCUUUCCAUUGAUUUCACUUUCCACAUUCUUGACUUUUAGUGCAAAGGGAUCUUGACAUCUGAUUUUGUGUACUGUGUAUACAUUUAUUAUUUUUGGUUUAUUGGUUGUAUACAUUAAAGGAAUGCCUUAAAAGUCUA